This is a messenger RNA of Dermacentor albipictus, 573 nucleotides long. Its product is annotated as U-scoloptoxin(01)-Cw1a-like. The record is from RefSeq and is a predicted model, not a curated record. Gene Ontology annotation, molecular function: chitin binding. Gene Ontology annotation, cellular component: extracellular region. Lineage: Eukaryota; Metazoa; Arthropoda; Arachnida; Ixodida; Ixodidae.
UUCUUUCGGAAACGCGAUCACCAGCAUCAUGAAGGCUGCCGCAGUCCUCCUUCUGGCCGCUCUGGUCGCUGCUGCUCCACGGGCUCGCCGCCAGGCGGCCCCCCUUCCCGACGGCAGCGAGCUGCUGCUGGGCCGCGCCCUGCAGUCGUCCUUCCAGUGCACGCGUGACGGCUACUACGCCGACCUGGAGACCAACUGCCAGGUGUUCCACGUGUGCCGCGGCGUGACCAAGGAGAACGGCAACGUCGAGUUCGAGCACCACGCCUUCGCCUGCGGCAACCAGACCGUCUUCAACCAGGCCUCCUUCACCUGCGCCUUCCUCGACGAGGCCAUCCCGUGCAACAGCGCCAAGGACUUCUACUACCUCAACGAGCGCCUCUUCCAGGACAAGGACACCCCCAUCCUCGGAGACGAAGAAGCUCAGAAGGCCGCCGAAUUCUACCCGGCCCGUGCUGCUGCCAAGGCCUAAACAACGGCAUGUGCGAAGGAGUGCGUGAUGAAUGACUGUGAGUGCGUGUACAAAGAACCUAUUAAAUAAUAUCGACCAAUAUAACUUCUUCGGAGUCAUCUUUU